Molecule: messenger RNA, 2319 nt
Organism: Beta vulgaris subsp. vulgaris (sugar beet)
Lineage: Eukaryota; Viridiplantae; Streptophyta; Magnoliopsida; Caryophyllales; Amaranthaceae
Product: F-box/LRR-repeat protein At4g14103
Exons: 3
Coding region: 633-2051 (472 amino acids)
Molecular function (GO): protein binding
Source: RefSeq, a predicted model, not a curated record
AUAUAAUUUUUUUUUUCAUAUGGUUGAAAAAAAUGCUAGCUUUGUUCUUGUUCUUCACUUUGUAUAUCUCUUAUAAAAAUAUAUUGUGAAUUGUGAUCGUUACAAUAUUUGCCAAAACCCUUUAAAUGUAUUUUACCAUUUACGAAAUUAGUUAUGUUGGCUAAAUUUCUUGCUUGAUUUGAAGUGUCAAUAUGCUGUUAGUUGAUUUUGCUUGAUUUGGAUGUAAUCAUGUACUAAUAGAUAUGCAUAUAAAAUCCAUGUUUGUUUUUUUGACAUUAACCCAUGUUUUAAUAGUGUCUAGAGUUUGAUGUAAUGGAUAUGCAUAUAAAUUUAUAACCCAUGUUUCGAAACUAGUUAAGUUGGCUAAAGUUCUUGCGUAAUUUGAAGUGCCAAUGUGUUGCAAUAGUUAAAUUUGCUUGAUUUGGAUGUAAUGGGUAAUUGGGUAUGCAUAUAAAAUUGUAAUCCUUGUUUCAAAAUAUUAUUAGUACUGUUUAGUUUGAUGUAAUGGAUAUGCAUAUAAAUUAGUAACCCAUUUUCAAUAGAUUAUUAGUACUUUCUAUGAGUUUAAUUCUUACAAUACAAUAUUCCUUGUUGUCAGGAAUAAGAACUGAUGAAUAUUGCUUAAAGAAAACAUGGGUUCAACUCCUAGAAAGCAUAAGAAUUUGGGGGCCUUGGAAAACAAAGACUUGAUCAGUAGUUUACCAGAUGAUGUAUUAGGUCGAAUUCUAUCUUGGCUUCCUACCAAGUAUGCUGUGGCUACUACUAUUCUUUCAUCUAGGUGGAAGAACCUUUACAAACUUGCUAGUACUCUUGAUUUUGAUGAUUCGAUAUCUUUUAAUCCUCGAGUUCGUUUGGGAAUAGGAAGAAGGAAUAAUACUUGUUUUAAGGAGAUCGUAAAUUUGAUGUUGGCACGAUGCAAGACAUCGCAAAUUAGUAAGUUCCGGAUGAAAUGUAAGAACAAUUAUAUGCCUUCUCUGCUACAUGAAUGUAUGGAAGCUGUUGUAUCUCAUAAGGUUGCUGAACUUGAAUUAUCAUUUCAUAUGAGUAUGUCUUGUUUGCUAAAAUUUUCUCAAUUAACUUGUGAAAAUCUGGUGUUGUUGAAGUUGGAUGGCAUAUUUACACUUUGUGUUCCGAAGUCAGUAACAUUUCCAAGACUUAAAGUCCUUUUCAUGAAAGGAAUUACAUUCUAUGGUAGAAGCUGGAGGAGCUUGAUUGUGAAUGAUGAACCUAUUUGGGAUCAUUAUCACAGUCUUAACGGGAUUUUGUCCGGGUGUCCACUACUAGAAGAAUUGGUAAUAGAUGGGUGCACUUGGCAUGGUGGUGAUCUAUACUUUACUAAUCCCUUGCUUAGAAAGUUGACACUUGAUCCUGGUCUUAACGGGCCUCUUGAUCAACUUAAUGAUGCAACAAUUUACAUUGAUUUGCCAAGUUUGGUCUACUUUGAUUACUCUGAAUGCUUAGCACAGCAGUACGAAAUCAGGAAUCUGAACUCUAUCAUUGAGGCUCAUAUAAUCACUGGUUUUAAUGAUGAUGAAUACGAGGAUGGACAAGAUCUUUGCAACACUAUGCUUGAUUUUAUCACAGGGCUACGUGAUUGUCAAUUCUUGGACUUGUCCAGGCAAUGCUUGGAGGCUCUCACAAGUGGCUAUUUUGAACUGCCUGUCUUUCGUUAUUUGACUCGUUUAGACCUCGCCCUUGGGCAUGAUGUUAGCUGGAAUGAUGUGCUGUUGGACUUUCUAAUUAGCUCGCGUUGUCUCAAAUCUCUCACAUUGGUGCAGGACUCCAGUCAACAAGAUGCAACGUUCUCACUAAAAAAUGAAGCAGUGCCUGCUUGUGUCGAAUCUUGGUUAAAGUUGAUCAACAUCAAAGAUUUUAAAGGAUUUAAAGGAGAGAUAAAAAUGCUAAAGUAUUUCCUUGAGAAUGCUCAUGUUUUGGAGAAGAUGGUAAUACAAUGGGACCGAAGCAACAGGGUGGCGGCCUUUGUUGCUAAAGAAAAGGAUAUAUUGAAGCUGCCCAAGUCCUCUGUAUCGUGCUCAAUUGAAUUCAAGUGAUGCGAAGUACUAGAUUUUUUAGGCCGGGCUAGUUUUUUUUGCUGUUUUUGCUGUGAUUCUAAUUUGACUGGUGCAAGUGGUUACAAUGUUUUGUCACAAAAAAACAGUGCAUAAACAUUUUAACAACUUUUCCAUGUUCAUUUUGUGUGUAUACUUGUUGGGGCCUAUUAAUGGCAAGUAUGGCUCAAUAUGUUGAUGGCUACAGCUUUUGAAUGUUAUGUAAGAAUUGUAUGUGAAGUAUAUCUUUGAGGAUAUACAUUGGUAUGAA